Molecule: messenger RNA, 4236 nt
Organism: Myotis daubentonii (Daubenton's bat)
Lineage: Eukaryota; Metazoa; Chordata; Mammalia; Chiroptera; Vespertilionidae
Gene: FUT4
Product: fucosyltransferase 4
Cellular component (GO): membrane
Molecular function (GO): alpha-(1->3)-fucosyltransferase activity
Source: RefSeq, a predicted model, not a curated record
AUGAGCCUGCGGGGCGCAGCCGGGAGUCCGGGAGCCAUGGACGGGGAGGGGGAUGGGUGGAGGGGCAGCAGGAAACGCCCGGGGCCUGGCCGGGCCGGUCGGGCUGGGGGCACCGCGGAGGGGAGGGGAGGGGCGGCGCCCGGCUGGCCUGCCGGGCUCGCUCACCUCGCCCUGGCGGCGCGCCCCGCGGGGCGUUGCGGGGAGGGGAGCAGGCUCUGCGGACCUUGGGAUCCGGGACCCGCCCUCUCCGGGUCGAGGGCCGGUGGCGAGCGGCAACGACGGCUGGAAGCGCAGCGGCAGUAUGAGAGCGGGCGCCGCUGCUCCACGCCUGCGGACGCGCGGCCGGCGGCGGCUCCGUCUGCGCGCGCCAUGGGGGCGCCGUGGGGCCCGGCGAGCUGCGCGCGGCGCGGAGUGCGGGGGCUGCCGCGGGCCGCCUCGGCGCUGGCGGCCACGGGCCUGCUGUGCACCGCGCUGGCCGCCUACGCCUGCUGGGGGCAGCUGCCGCCGCUGCCCUGGGCCUCCCCCGCCCCUCCGCGGCCGGUGGGCGUGCUGCUGUGGUGGGAGCCCUUCGCGGGGCGCCACAGCGCCACGAGGCCGCCCCCCGACUGCUGGCUGCGCUUCAACAUCAGCGGCUGCCGCCUGCUCACGGACCGUGCCGCCUACGGGGAAGCCCAGGCUGUGCUUUUCCACCACCGAGACCUGGUGAAGGGACCCCUGGACUGGCCCCCGCCCUGGGGCGUCCGCGUGCGCUCGGCAGAGGAGCUGGAGCUGCGGGUACUGAACGAGGCGGAGGAAGCCCUGGCCACGUCGGGCCACAGGCCCCCGGGCCAGCGCUGGGUGUGGAUGAACUUCGAGUCACCCUCCCACUCCCCGGGACUGCGAAGCCUGGCAGGUAACCUCUUCAACUGGACGCUGUCCUACCGGGCCGACUCGGACGUCUUUGUGCCUUAUGGCUACCUCUACCCCAGGACCCAUCCCAGCGACCAGCCCCCAGGCCUGGUCCCCCCGCUGUCCCGGAAACGGGGGCUGGUGGCCUGGGUGGUGAGCAACUGGGACGAGCGCCAGGCCCGGGUGCGCUACUACCACCAGUUGAGCCAGCACGUGUCCGUGGACGUGUUCGGCAAGGGUGGGACCCGGCGGCCGGUGCCUGACAUCGGGCUUCUGCACACGGUGGCCCGUUACAAGUUCUACCUGGCCUUUGAGAACUCGCAGCAUCUGGACUAUAUCACGGAGAAGCUCUGGCGCAACUCGCUGUUGGCUGGGACCGUGCCGGUGGUGCUGGGCCCCGAUCGUGCCAAUUAUGAGCGCUUUGUGCCCCGCGGUGCCUUCAUCCACGUGGACGACUUCCCUAGUGCCUCUGCCCUGGCCGCCUACCUGCUCUUCCUCGACCGAAACCCAGCUGUCUACCGCCGGUACUUCCAUUGGCGCCGGAGCUACGCCGUGCACAUCACCUCCUUCUGGGACGAGCCUUGGUGCCGGGCCUGCCAGGCAGUGCAGAGGGCUGGCGACCGGCCCCAAAGCAAACGCAACUUGGCUCGCUGGUUCGAGCGGUGAAGCCACCCAGGGAGGUCCAGCCAUCCGCUUUUUGAUCCUCUGCUGUGCAUCUCCUUGAAUGCCGAAUCCUGAGAUGAAGGUUUUGCUUUUUGGAAAAAAGUGAUUUGCCAAUGUUACUCAGCACAAAGGCUGGGUGGGUAGGAUCCCGGUUCAGUUCUUGAUGUUUUUUGCGCGAGUAGGAGUUGGGCUCUCUGCUGUUGAUGGGCAUUAGUGUUCAGGACUGAAGGGGGGGGGGGGGGCGUCCUCCCCUUGUAACUUCACCAGUGCAGAGGUGAAGAAAUAGCUUAACUACAAGAAGCCAUUGAGUCAGUUGCUCUGAAUUUCCUCAUCUGCCACAGGUCAUAUUUGUGGCCUGUGCUGAAUCCAAAUGUUGGGACUGCUGCUCGUUUCACAUUUCACUGGACCAAGGUGCAGCAAAGCCCUGGUUUUAGAAAGAUCCUUGUCGUUGGAUAGUGGACGGACUGUGGCUGUGGCCACAAGGAAGUCUUUCUCUUUGUUGGUUGAAUUCCUCAAAGCCUCAGCACCUAAGAAAGGUGAGGAGGGUCAUCCAAGAACCCGUUGACUGUUUCUUAACAAGUACUGUUUGUUCCCCUGCCAGUGAAUGGAAACAAGAUGCUGGAUUGUCCUUGGAGAGGAGUUAGGGUGAAUAUAUAAGUGUACCUCUCUUUACACAAAUGUGUUCUUGAAGAGCUGCUUUCCUUCUUUUUUUUUAAUCCUCAACUGAAGAUAUGUUUAUUAUUAUUAUUAUUGAUUUUAGAGAGAGGAAGAGAGCGAAACAUCCAUUGGUUGCCUCCACACUCACCCCAUCUGGGGAUCAAACCAAAACCGCCAGGUAUGUGCUCUGACUGGGACUCAAACCCACAACCCUUGGUGUACCGACGACACUUCAACCAACUGAGCCAACAGGGCCCAACAAGCUGCUUAUCAGUCAUGUCCCAAACUCACUGCGCUAGGGGGAAUUCAGUAUUUAAUACAACCUUAUGGAGAAUCCCUUUACAAUGUGAAUAAUCAUCCCUAACUAAUUUCUUCUAUGUCUAUAUUUUUCUAUAACCUGGAUUUUUUUAAAAAGCAUAUUAAAAUUACAGAUGUGAAAAUAAAGCAGAAGCAACCUUCUUCUCCCCACCUCCCAGAAAACCAGACUGUGUUUACAAGACAGAAGAGAAGGAAGCCACAGUGUCAUUUUCCACAAAAUUACUUAUUUUGUGUCUUUACUGGACCUGAAAUUUAAACUGGAAUAUCAUUCCUCCAGGGGUGCUGGCAUUCCCUGUCCGCAGAACAGUGAAAGAUUGUACUGCAUUGUGGAAUCAUGCAAAAGGAAAAAAGUUUCAUGGUGUCUGUUAAUGGCAGUGUCUGUUUCGAUCUGUUAGUUUUUUUGUUAAAUGUUUAGUUGCUAGGGAAUGGAACUGCAUUGGUGUCUGUGAUGAACUUUGUUUUUUGUUAAAGGCUAAAUGGCAGUUCACCUUGGGGCCAGGGGUUCCCCUCCUAGUCUGCGUAGUGGUACAUAUAUCCUCACAUUUCUAAUGCCCUUGAGACUGUGCCAUGGGACCAACUUUGAAAAUAUAUGCAUUGACUUUAAAAGUUGUUUGAGCAGUAUAUUCAAUAGGUGUUAUCAUGUGCCUUACUCUGUGCCAAACAAUGGGCUUGGGGUGCCACAGGAGAAACAAAAAUAUGUAAGGCAAGGCGCCUCUCUUUAAGACUCUUACACUCUAUCACUGCCAACAACUAAUCAGUGAACUGGCAGUACCUGUUUGUUUAAAGUGAUAUCCUUAGUGACACACACCAUAAGUGAAUUAUUACAAAGCCAGUUGACUUACAACUCGAAAUAAUAGCUUAUGUUUCUUGAUUUAUUAUAAUAAGGACCCUCAGUGACUAAUUAUUGUGGGUAGGGUCCAAGAGUCAUUAGAUUUACACAUGGUUCUGCUAUGAAGAGUAAUUUUGCAUUUGACUACUUCAGUUAGUUGAAUCAUAGAAUUUUAUCUCUGCGUUUGUUGUAGACUCACUUAAAAAAAAUCACUAAAAUCUAAAAAGUGGUUCCAUUCUCUUUAUCCUUAAAAGGGGAAAUUAAAAUCCGUGGGUGAGACUUCCUUAUUGAAAUAUUAUGGCCUGGGCAGAAUUAUAAUUACAAAGUAUUAACUGUCCAACAAAGAAAGAGGAAAAAUUCUAUUCUUAAAAUGAAUAUUUACGGGAUACUGGCCAGUGAUCUUUGUGUUAUUGGGAAUCUACAUGAGGCAGUGGGCGAGAGUUUAGGUUUUGAGGGAAACCUGGCUUAGAGUUGAAUUCCAGCCGUGUGACCUUGGGCAAAUUAGUAAUAACUCUGAACCUCAGCUCCCUUGUCAGUAAAAUCGUGCAAGAAAACACUCCACAGCUCAUUGUGAGCAGGUCAGGAAAUAAAAUAGGUUUAAAGGUGGUUACUCAAUUGGUGAGGAAAAAAAAAUAUAUUUUUUCCUUCUUUCCCUGCAGUGGUUUCAGGGUGCCUCCCUAUUCAUUUACAUGUUUAAAAUUAAAUCUAUAUGAAAUAAAAAGGAAGGGACCUUCUAUCAUGUAUUUCAAAUGAAUCCCCAAAGCUAAGCCAAUUAUUUCAAAAAUCUUUGCCAUUUAGACUGACCUUGAAUUUGCAAACCACCUAUGCUUUCUUUGAAAAACAAACAAAAAAAGGUUGUUUUGUUUUGGUUGAGUUAUAUA